Molecule: messenger RNA, 1092 nt
Organism: Phragmites australis (common reed)
Lineage: Eukaryota; Viridiplantae; Streptophyta; Magnoliopsida; Poales; Poaceae
Exons: 5
Coding region: 129-938 (269 amino acids)
Source: RefSeq, a predicted model, not a curated record
UGGUUCCACCAGAGCCACAUCACACGGGAGGGAGGUGCAUCGUGCACGGCGGCGGCGCGAGAGAGAGAGCCGUGCCGCACUGCUGCUGCUGCCGUGCUGCUGGUGGAGUCAGCAGUCAAGGAAAGGGGAUGGCGGACGCCUACGCGAAGCGGGUGCUGCUCACCUCCGCCGGUGACGCCGUCUCGCGGGGGAUCGCCUCCAACCUCGCCAAGCACGGCUGCAGGUUGGUCUUGGUGGGCGCCGAGGGCGCGCUGGCCGCGACGGCGGAGGAGGUGCGGCGCUGCAGGGGCGGGGGCGGGGGCGGGGGCGUCGCGGUGCUGGGGCUGGACUUCGACUCCUGCGACGAGGCGGCCGUCGACGCUGCGGUGGAUCGGGCGUGGCGCUGCUUCGCCGGCCUGGACGCUGUCGUCAACUGCUACUCCUACGAGGGGGAUGUGCAAGAUUGUCUCAAUAUAAGUGAAGAUGAGUACAAGAAGACCAUGAAAGUAAAUGUGAUAACACCUUGGUUUCUGAUGAAGGCAACUGCAAAGCGGUUUCGGGAUUCAGAGUCUGGUGGGUCUGUCGUGUUCCUAACUCAGAUUAUUGGUGCUGAGAGAGGAUUAUAUCCAGGUGCUGCAGCAUAUGGUACAAGUUUAGGUGCCAUUCACCAAUUGGUCCGACUGUCUGCAAUGGAACUUGGAAAGCACAAGAUAAGAGUGAAUGCAGUUUGUCGUGGUUUGCAUCUGCACGACAAGUUCCCCAUGUCUGUGGGGAAGGAGAAGGCUGAGAAGGCAACUGCGGAGGUGAUGCCCCUGCGGAGAUGGCUGGAUCCGGAGAAGGACCUGGCGUCCACCGUGCUGUACCUUGUAGGGGAUGAAUCCCGCUACAUGACUGGCACGGCCAUAUACGUUGAUGGCGCUCAGUCGAUUGUGCGGCCGCGCAUGCGUUCCUUCAUGUAGCGAGGCGAGGACACGACGGUAAAUCCAGAGCGUGCAGAACGGAGCUGACGGUGUUUCAUCACCAUGUGGAGCUAAGCUACUGCUAGCUGCAUGCACCAGGCGGCAACCUGGGUUUACGAGUUGUGAUUCAGUAAAGGAUGAAUUGAUCAGGUAA